CUGUUGUGAAUAUCAACAUUCCUCGACGGAGGGGACUAAGGGGACUGCUUAUGCUACUUUUUUUGAUUUUAUGGUGCACUUUUGCCCAUACAUUUGAUGUGCUCGAGUCGAGAGUGAGACAGUUGAGUUCUGUAAUUCGACGUGUGUUCUCGUUAAUCAACUCCUCCUCGCCUGAACCGUCUCGUGGCUUGAGAAUAUCGAAAAUUCUUUCGCGAAUCAUCGUAUUUUAUUUUACAAAUGACUGAAUAGAUUUAGUAAAUUUUUCGUAAUAAUUUUGAUAAACUUAUUUUUUGUUAAUUUUUCAAUAAUGGAUUUAUUGUGCGCCGAGAAAAUCUCAGCCGACAAUUGUUGCGCUAUGAAAGAUGGGACAGUAUUUGAGGACGAACGUGUUCUUCAAGAGUUAUUAAAUGUGGAACAUUUAUACGUUCCUAAAUGUGAUUAUUUUAAGACAGUGCAAACGGACGUUGAACCAUUUAUGCGGAAAAUUGUCACCAAAUGGAUGCUAGAGGUUUGCGACGAACUGCACUGCGAAGACCAAGUGUUCCCGUUAGCUGUAAAUUUAUUCGAUAGAUUCCUAUGUACUUGCGACACACCAAAGAAAUUCCUACAAUUAGUGGCUGCCGACUGCAUAUUGAUGGCGUCCAAAAUUAGACAAGCUGUUAUCGUAUCCAUCGAUACUUUAUGUUAUUUUACAAAUUACAGCGUAACUCCUUGCCAAAUGAGGAAGUACGAAUUAUUACUGGUAUCGAAGUUGGACUGGGAUCUAGCGGCGGUAACAGCUUUCGAUUUCGUAGAUCAUAUUCUGCAAAGGAUCAAAUGGAGUAGAAAAGACGAUAUGAUUCGCAGGCAUUCGCUCAUUUUACUACAUCUAUGUUAUACCGAAUGCGAUUUCAUGCGUAUGAAACCGUCGACAAUUGCCACAGCUUGUAUUAUAUCGGCGUUGAAAGGCCUUAAAGCGCAAUUAGACUACGAUACGUUCAAGCACAUAUGUAUGUUAACCAGUUCGCCUAUUGAAUGUGUAGAACAUGCGGUCACCACGUUGGAAUGGAUCGUUGCCAAAGAAUCAGCCAUUAUUCCUGCAGCCAGUGCUGCGAAAAUGGCCCCAUGCUCGAACGGCGCUUCAGAAAAAAUGCUACCAGUGAAUACGGACGAAGAAAAGCCCGAAACGCCUACCGACGUGCAAGAUGUGAAAUUUUAGUCGUUCAAAAAAUUGAGUCUUUUUAUUAUUAGGUUUUUCGUUCUUUACUUUUUUUUUAUUUACCAUUUUUUUCUUCGUCGUAUCUUUUUUUUAUAUUAUUUUUAGGUACCUAUUAUUAUUAUCAUUAUUGUGAUUAUCGUGUAAAAAAUAUCGACCGCGAAUUCGUUAUCGUGGUUUUUCGUACAAAAAAAAAAAUUAUGCUGCUGUAGGCUGACUCGAAACCAUAUACGACGAUUUGACCGGUGUGACGUGUUAUUCGGAUGACGUAAAAAUCAAAUCACUAAAAUAGAUCGGAAUUUCAAGUUUUCCCCCAUUUCGAAAUGUCUCAUUCGAUGUCCCACGAGACACGAAUCUGUAAAAUUUAGUUUCAACUUUCUCUUUUCAAUUUCCUGUCAUUCGUACUGAAAAUUGAAAAAAAAUUAUUUCGCCUUUCGUUCUUCUCUAUCGAAAAAUCUGCGUUGAAGGUUGGAAAUGACUCAAAUUUUCAAUUUUUCGACCUGGAAAACAUUGAAAUCGAUAGGUCACAUGAUAUGUUUUCCAAUGGGUACUAUCACCCCCCUCCCCCACCUCAUUUUUUACCUUUGGCCGAAAAAAUUUCAUGUAGAGGUGAAAAUAACAAAAACGUUGAAUUUGUGGACCUUAAAAACAUACAAAUCGAUAAACUAUAGAUAGAUGAUUUCUAAAGGGUAGUUUUUAUACCCCCUCCUCCGCACUCUUCCCUCCAUAUCGGCUCUUAAGGGUAGUUUCACCCCUUCUGAUUUCACUUUACAUCUUCCUCGCUUUCUCCAAACCAAAAAAUUACACUUUGGUUGAUUUUUUUCGAAUUGAAAACAUGUCAGUUUAUAUGCCACUCGGUAUAUACUUUACCAAGGGUAGUUUCAUCCCCCCCCAACUCAUUUCACUCUAAUCAUGAUAUUGAAAAAUUUACACUUUUGGGUGAAAUUUUCAAAGAAUUUGAAUUUUUGGCCGAAAAAAUCUGUUAGUCGAUACGUCACAUGAUAUUCAAGUUGAAAAGGGUAGUUUCAUCCCCUCCAUCUCAACUCACCCCAAUCAUGAUAUUGAAAAAUUCACAUUUUUGAAUGAAAAUCACAAUAAAUUUGAAUUUUUUGAUCUUUAAAACUUGUCAGUCGAUACGUCACAUGGUAUAUAAGUCACAGGGUGAUAGUUUCACCCUCUCCUCCCUUUCCAUCCUUAUUGUUCGAUUGAAAAAUUGAUAUUUAUGGAUGAAAAUCGCCACAAAUUUGAAUUUUUUACCUAUAAAAAUUGUCAGUCGAUACGUCACGUGGUAUAUUAGUCGCCCCCUUUCCCUUCCUUUUUACAUUUCUUUCCUCUUAUGAAUGUAUUUCUGGAAUGCUUCUACUUUAUGUGUAUUAGAAAAAAAGGCCAAUUUACGUCGUACUUUUCGAAACAAAUUAUUGAUCGAAUAAUUUUAAUCAUUAAAAUGAUUUACAACAACCCUUGGGUGUAGGCUUUUGAAUAAAUAAAUGGAAAAUACAGUUUUAAAGGAAAAAGAAAACUGAUUAAAAUCUUUUCAAGUGGAAUUAGAUCAACUUGAAAUUUUCGACCGAAAAAAUAUCUUCGAGUUACUACGUAAUUAGUUACUAUUUUGAAAAAAAAGUAAAAAGUGAAUAUUAAAUUUUUAUAUCUAAAUUUAAAAAGAAAAAAAGUGACCAAUUUGUGAUUUUAAAAACGAAAAAUUUUAUUUUCCAUUUCAAGCUUAUUUUUGUUUACUUUUAUUUUUUGUAUCAAGUAUGGAAAUGUUCAUUGAUUUUUAUUCCUCAGUCUUCGAUAUGGGUCCGAGACCUCUUGGUUCAUUCCCUCCAUCUUUUCCCUUCCUUUCUGCUCAUAAGUAGGCGCUCAGAUGUGAGAUUCUUAUGGAAGUUUUACUCUUACAUCAUUAGUCAUUAUUCAAGUACCUACUUUGAGGAUAUUUUAGAUGAUUUUGAAAAUUAACUCUUCAGUGUAAUGUUGAAGAAAGUUUUAGACUUUUUAAAACAAAACCAAAAAAAAAAUGAAAAAUUUUUGAAAAAUUUAAAAUGAAAAAAAAAACAAAUAAAUUGAAUAAUUGAAAAAAAAGAUUUUAUUUUUAUUAGUUAAUGAAUCGAAUCUAUUUUAUUUUCUGCGAAAAUAUUAAAUUAAAUUGUUCGAAGAAAUCGUACGAAUGUUUUCUUCGAUAAGCUAUUGUUUUUCAUUUUAUCAUAUUGAAAUCAUGAAAAAAUACAUAGAAUUAUUAGCCAAUUUUCAAUUAUUUGUGAAACAAAAUACGAAUCUGAUUAGUAGGUAAUUUAACGUUACACCAACAAUCAGAAAUCAGAAAUGUUGAUGUAAUCCGCGAGCACCGGACCAAUACACGACGUAUAUUUUUCGAGGAAGCGUUAUUAGACUUAAUAAAAUCGAGAGCUAUAGAAUCAACAAAGACUGAGAAAAUUCGUCAAAAAAUUAUAUAUUUAGAAUAAGAAUCGAUCAAUUAUUAUGUAUAAAUUCGUUAGGUUUUCGAAUAAGUAGUGAAAAUCGUGUUGAUGGUGUGUACUUUUACUCAUAAAAUGAGUUUUUCAAGAUACCCAACCGAUAACACUGUAGACUGCAACGCGUGUAUUAUAAAAUAUGUAGAGUACAUUAAUGAAAAAAAAAUGUAGAAUUUUUUUCAUCGUUUGUGGAAAAAUUUACGCUUAUGUUCAAAAAUAAGACAUCAAUGAAAAGUGAUUUUCUCUCUAAUUUAAAAUUUAAAUUAAAAAAAAAAUAAUAAAAAACAUUAUAAAUGUACGCUUAUUAAGUUGUUUAAGAGUUUAGUUAUCUAGUAGGUUAUAUAAUGAUUCGCAUUGAAUUUUUAUCCUGUUUACUUGAAUGUGACAAAUUUAAGUUAUGUUUUUUUUUUGUUCUCGUUAUUAAACCUUUAUAUAAACGUGUAUUUUGUAAGUUACCUACCGAUCUUUUAUAUUACUGAUUAUUUUAUAAUUCUCAGGACCCAUCUACCUAUGUGACAUAAUCCACUUAUUAUUGUUUUUUCGCAUUUAAGUACAUGUAAAAGUUAUCGUUUUUUACUAGCUUAGUUCCCAUUACUAUGUCGAAAGUUACACUAGAAUUUGUAUAUUUUAUUAUUUUUGUCGUAUUGUAAAGUGUAUAAUUUCUGAGAAUGUAUAUAAACUGUGAUAUUGAUUAGAUUUAAAAAUCAAGCAAAAAAAAGCAAACCGACAAAACGCGUUAUAACGUCGUUAACUGCCCACGCUCAUCGAUUUGAAUCGUUUAUUAUUUUUUUUUUACUUUUGGAAAGCCAAAGUUUGCAAUUGAACUCGAAAUAUGAAAAUAUGUACGAAGUUUUGGAACAUCGGUGAUUUCGCUGAAUUACUAGUUAAUUAUUGAUGUAUUGAUGUUUUUGUUUAUUAUUUUUCAAAAAAAUGAAAUUAUUGAAAUAGGCAACUUUAUUGGUGUUUCAAAGUGUGUAAUUUUUUGUAUUUUGUAUUUUAAUUGUUGCCUAGGCUCGAGGUUAAAUUUUUAUUUUUUUUGUCUUCUGUGUAAGAGUAAGUCCAGAGAGAUGCAAUGUUUUUGGUGUAUUUUUUAUUAGGUAUAUAUCGUGUUAGAUUAUUUACGUUUAUGAGCAUUGUGUUAUAAAUAUCUACCUACAGAAUUUGUGUAUUUUUAUUAAUAAUAAAUCGUAUUAUUGAAAUUCG
Planococcus citri (citrus mealybug) is the source of this 4866-nucleotide messenger RNA. Its product is annotated as G1/S-specific cyclin-D2-like. Lineage: Eukaryota; Metazoa; Arthropoda; Insecta; Hemiptera; Pseudococcidae. Gene Ontology annotation, biological process: mitotic cell cycle phase transition; regulation of cyclin-dependent protein serine/threonine kinase activity. Gene Ontology annotation, molecular function: cyclin-dependent protein serine/threonine kinase regulator activity. The transcript has 4 exons. Gene Ontology annotation, cellular component: cytoplasm; cyclin-dependent protein kinase holoenzyme complex; nucleus. The record is from RefSeq and is a predicted model, not a curated record. The coding region runs from base 308 to 1198 and encodes 296 amino acids.